Molecule: messenger RNA, 2322 nt
Organism: Cloeon dipterum
Lineage: Eukaryota; Metazoa; Arthropoda; Insecta; Ephemeroptera; Baetidae
Product: phosphoenolpyruvate carboxykinase [GTP]-like
Exons: 11
Coding region: 125-2050 (641 amino acids)
Biological process (GO): response to lipid; response to starvation; cellular response to glucose stimulus
Cellular component (GO): cytosol
Molecular function (GO): GTP binding; manganese ion binding; phosphoenolpyruvate carboxykinase (GTP) activity
Source: RefSeq, a predicted model, not a curated record
CAGUCAAAGACGUGGGGAGCAUUAUAUCUAUCGCCGUGCCUGCCUUGUUGUUUGAAGCGCAGCCAGCGAGCUCUUAGUUAUAUUGCUGCAGUUCACAUUCCAUCAGGACAAAGGUUGACAGACCAUGGCCAAGCUGCUCAAUAUUUCUUACAGGGGUCAUGGACGGGUGUUGAACAAAUUCCUGCACAUUUUACCCGCUGAGAUAUCAGCUCUCAGGGUUGGCAGCAGGAAUGUUCAAAGUGCCGCCGCCGCCGCACUGACUCCGAAGUUGCAAUCGUUCAUUGAGAAAAAUGUAGCCCUUUGCCAGCCUGACAAGGUUCAUAUCUGUGAUGGCUCGGAGGCUGAGAAUGAGGCUCUCGUUUCCGCCAUGGUCAAACUCGGCACUCUUGAACCCCUGCCGAAAUACAAAAACUGCUGGCUAGCGCGCACCGACCCUCAGGACGUGGCUCGCGUGGAGAGUCGCACCUUUAUGAGCACCGAGAACAAGAGCGAUACCGUUCCCUCUGGCUCAGCUACCAAAUGCACCUUGGGCAACUGGAUCUCUCCCGACGACCUGAACAAGGAGGUCCAAGAACGAUUUCCGGGUUGCAUGAAAGGGCGAACGAUGUAUGUGGUUCCCUUCAGCAUGGGGCCCAUUACAUCCCCACUGGCAAAAUUGGGAGUCGAAUUGACGGAUUCCCCUUACGUGGCCGCCUCGAUGCGCAUCAUGACCCGAAUGGGCUCCUCCGCACUGCAGGCAAUUCAGAACGGAUCCGACUUCAUCGAAUGUUUGCACUCGGUCGGCAGGUCUGCCGAGUCAAACAACCCGUGGCCUUGCGAGCCAGAGAGGACUAUCAUUGCGCACAAGCCAGCUUCUAACGAGAUCAUCUCAUACGGAAGCGGCUACGGCGGAAAUUCUCUGCUCGGCAAGAAAUGCCUAGCGCUCAGAAUCGGCUCUACCAUUGCGAAACGAGAAGGAUGGCUUGCGGAGCACAUGCUUAUCUUGGGAAUCACGAAUCCACAGGGCGUGAAACGAUACAUCGCUGGGGCCUUCCCAAGUGCUUGCGGCAAAACGAACCUUGCGAUGCUCACACCGACCCUGCCAGGGUACAAGGUGGAGUGCGUUGGUGAUGACAUUGCGUGGAUGAAAUUCGAUAGCGAAGGAAGACUGAGAGCAAUUAACCCUGAAAACGGGUUCUUCGGGGUUGCUCCUGGCACCUCAUACAGCACUAAUCCAAACGCAAUGAAGACUAUUUUCAAAAAUACUGUGUUCACAAACGUCGCCAAAACCUCAGACGGCGGUGUGUACUGGGAAGGAAUGGAGAUGGACUCCAAUGUGCAGGUCACUGAUUGGAGGGGCCAGCCAUGGACCAAAGAGAACGGAAAGAAUGCUGCGCACCCAAAUUCAAGAUUUUGCACUCCUGCGGGUCAGUGCCCAAUUAUCGAUCCCGCGUGGGAAUCACCAGAAGGAGUUCCUAUCGAUGCAAUUCUUUUUGGUGGGCGAAGACCGCAGGGUGUGCCACUCGUUUACGAGGCGUUCGACUGGAAGCAUGGGGUAUUUGUUGGAGCUGCCAUGCGAUCAGAAGCAACCGCUGCUGCCGAAUUCAAGGGCAAAGUUAUAAUGCACGAUCCAUUCGCGAUGAGACCCUUCUUUGGAUAUAACUUUGGCCACUACCUGAACCACUGGCUCAAUUUGGAGAAGACUGCCGGAAGGGAAAUGCCAAAGAUAUUCCAUGUCAACUGGUUCCGCAAGAAUGCGCAGGGCAAGUUCCUGUGGCCUGGAUUUGGUGAUAAUGUACGCGUGCUCGAGUGGGUGCUGAACAGGCUGGAAGGAAAUGACGCCAUCGCCGAGAAGACCGCCAUCGGCUACAUUCCCUCUGAAGGAGCAAUGAAUCUUGAAGGACUGAGUGAGCCGGUCGACACGAAGGAGCUGUUCAGUGUUCCCAAAGAGUUCUGGCUCAGCGAGGUUGAGCAAAUCAAGAAAUACUUUGACGAACAGGUCGGCUCGGAUCUGCCAAACACGAUAGCAGAGCAGCUGCACCAGCUCAGAAAUAGAGUAGAUAGCAUGUAGGUGUAGCUAAACGCCAGUUUUUAAUUCAGGAAAUUCAAAGCGUGCAAUCAAAUCUUGCCCAAAUUGACAAUUUUAAACUCAGCGUGAAAUGAUUAUACACAACUAUUUUGUAUACAAUUUACCAUAGUGAAACGAAGCACUCCACUCAAUUAGACUUUUAACUAAAUCGUGUAUUUUAGCAAUUAUUGUGCAACUAAAGAAAGCAAACUGAUUUUUGUGAUGAGUUUAAUCCUGUUCGAUUAUAACAAAUAUUAAAUGUUCAAUUACAGAAA